AAAGGGGCGCGCCAUUCGCUCGCGCGCAUCCGGGCAGUGUAGACGUGUGUUAGCGAGAGCAGCGACGACUCAACCAUGGCGGAUCAGCUUACCGAGGAGCAGAUCGCAGAGUUCAAAGAAGCCUUCUCUCUGUUCGACAAGGAUGGUGACGGCACUAUUACAACCAAGGAAUUGGGAACUGUGAUGCGUUCCCUCGGGCAGAAUCCAACAGAAGCAGAACUCCAAGAUAUGAUAAACGAAGUGGACGCUGAUGGCAACGGUACAAUCGACUUUCCAGAAUUUCUCACCAUGAUGGCGCGCAAAAUGAAGGAUACGGACAGCGAGGAAGAAAUCAGAGAAGCAUUCCGCGUGUUCGACAAGGACGGAAACGGCUUCAUCAGUGCCGCUGAAUUGCGACACGUGAUGACCAACCUGGGUGAGAAGCUCACCGAUGAAGAAGUCGACGAGAUGAUCAGAGAAGCGGACAUCGACGGUGACGGGCAGGUCAACUACGAGGAGUUCGUCACAAUGAUGACAUCCAAGUGAAGUGCCGGCUUUGUGGUGCGGGAGAGGCGGGUUUUUCGGGACGCUUUACAGAGAUAAAAACACUGCAUUUCUGCUUUCCAUUAUGAACAAACGAUACACUAUGAAACAAUGAACUGAGUAGAAAAACUCGUGUAUUUAAAUCGUCGUGUGAUGAAGUGAUAAACCAACGGAUGAAACUAAAUUUUUGUAAAAAAAAUUGCCCUCGACCUUUACCCCCCUUAUCACAUCACCUACUUAACUAUGAGGUUUGUUAAUCAUAAUGUGUAAUGUUACACUUAGGAGUGCAUAUUUGUGUUGUAUAGUUUAAAGACUAUUUCCUGCGUUGUGGACCUAUUUUCCGGUCAAAAAGACAGUCUUCGUUUGUCAGUUUCGGCCCGGCCCGUCCGGGCCCAACUAGUUCUUAUCGAUUAGGUCUCCUACAUUUUCCUGUGCGGCCUUCCUUCCACAGCAUGUACAGAGUAGUAGUUAUUCUAGGCAGAUUUCAGACUUGGUUCGUUUUCCAUAUUUAGUGUCUGCAAAGUACCAAAUCAGCAGCGACCUGUGGAGCAUUUGGUGCGGCCUGCGGUGCUACUUGUGGAGGGUCUUCGAAAUUGCAAGAAAUACAGGGCUCUUCCAGAAGACCUUUUUGGGGUAGAUGCGUACUACGUCUUCAAGAUUUUACGAUGCACAGCAGUCAUCGAAGAAUUGUCUCCGCACAAGCUGUUGGUUCAGUCUGUGGUCUCCAAAAUUUGCUGUAGCUGGUUUAAAAUUGUGAUGUUUUGACUUAAUCUGUAAACAUUCCAAAUAAUUUUCAUUCAUUCAUUAAUUUUAAUACUAAAUACAUGACGUUAGUAUGUAUAUUAUACUGUUAUUUAAUUUUAAAGAAAUGUUAAUAAAUUUAAGUGUUUAAAA
Messenger RNA from Schistocerca nitens (vagrant locust), 1416 nucleotides. Its product is annotated as calmodulin. The record is from RefSeq and is a predicted model, not a curated record. Gene Ontology annotation, molecular function: calcium ion binding; enzyme regulator activity. The transcript is spliced from 3 exons. NCBI's taxonomy places the organism in Eukaryota, Metazoa, Arthropoda, Insecta, Orthoptera, Acrididae. Bases 76 to 525 code for a protein of 149 amino acids.